Elgaria multicarinata webbii is the source of this 2756-nucleotide messenger RNA. It is a transcript of the gene MTAP, whose product is annotated as methylthioadenosine phosphorylase. Gene Ontology annotation, cellular component: cytosol. Gene Ontology annotation, biological process: nucleoside metabolic process. The coding region runs from base 14 to 865 and encodes 283 amino acids. The transcript has 8 exons. NCBI's taxonomy places the organism in Eukaryota, Metazoa, Chordata, Lepidosauria, Squamata, Anguidae. The record is from RefSeq and is a predicted model, not a curated record. Gene Ontology annotation, molecular function: S-methyl-5-thioadenosine phosphorylase activity.
UUGUGCCUCGAAGAUGGCCGCAGCCGCUACUUUCCCAGCCGUGAAGAUUGGAAUUAUUGGAGGGACUGGUCUGGAUGAUCCUGACAUAUUAGAAGGUCGAACAGAAAAAUACAUUGAUACGCCUUAUGGAAAGCCAUCAGAUGCUCUGAUUUUGGGAAAGAUAAAAAAUGUUGACUGUGUGCUUCUAGCCAGGCAUGGGAGACAUCAUACGAUUGUGCCAACAAAUAUAAAUUUCCGCGCCAAUAUGUGGGCGCUGAAGGAAGAGGGUUGCACUCAUCUAUUAGUGACUACUGCCUGUGGUUCAUUAAGAGAAGAGAUUCAGCCUGGAGAUGUUGUUAUCAUCGACCAGUUCAUAGACAGGACAACCAAAAGGCAUCUCACUUUUUAUGAUGGGAAUCAUUCCUGCCUUCCGGGAGUGUGCCACGUUUCUAUGGCGGAACCUUUCUGUGCCAAAACUAGAAAAGUUCUGAUGGAUGUUGCAAAGAAGCUUGGGAUCAAGUGCCACUCAAAGGGGACCAUGAUCACAAUUGAGGGGCCACGUUUUAGUUCUCGGGCAGAAAGCCUGAUGUUUCGCGGUUGGGGGGGUGAUGUUAUCAACAUGACGACAGUCCCCGAAGUGGUUCUUGCCAAGGAAGCUGGCAUCUGUUAUGCAAGUAUCGCUAUGGCAACAGACUAUGACUGCUGGAAAGAACAUGAAGAAACGGUUUCAGUGGAUAAAGUGUUAAAGACUUUGAAAGAAAAUGCUAAUAAAGCAACUAGCUUACUGCUUACUGCUAUACCUCAGAUUGGGUCCAUGGAUUGGGCGGAGACCCUGCAGAUCAUGAAAAAUACUGUACAGUUGUCUGUUAUACUACCAAAACAUUAACAAGCAUGGCAAGGCACUCAAGAUAAACAAGAUGGAUCUUUUGAGAAUGUGAUAAUACCCUGAAAGAAGAUGGUUAAAACAUGCAACAUUUUUCAUUAUUGUCUGCUAAUAUAAGUCUUGUUUUGGCAUACGAUCUUAUAGACGAACAUUCCCACCAGGCUGGAAAUUACUUGAUUCUAAGAACUGACAUUCUGCAGGAUAGGAAUUGAAUAGUAAAUACAUAAUCAUCAUGCUUUAUAGAUAUGAGGAGAGGAAAAAUAAAAUACCAAGGGCUACAAUUCUGGUUCAAGUAUUAGCUCAGCACUCUACCUAAAGAUAUCAAGGCAAAGGCAAUCUGCUUUUAACUACUCCAAAGGGGUGGGAGAAACCACAGAAAGCCCAAAGCCAGGAAUUUAUAGAUCUGUUACAUUGAUAGGUCUUCUUUCAGUGCCAAUGUUUUGCAAUGGAAAGAAACGGUUGUUGAAUUAAAUGGUAUUACAUUGGUAAUAAACUUUAUUAUUUCUAUGUCUUCAUUUACAUAAAAAUAUUCACUUUUUUUAAAAAAAACAACAACCACAAAAUUGGUUACCUUCUAGACAGGUUUUUUUUCAUUUGGAAUGCCUUCCUGGUUAAGAUUCUUGAACCUCCAAAACUAUAUUUGAUUUUAGAUAUCAGCCAAAGGUUGGCUGCUAGGAAAGCCUUCAGAUGAAAAAAGAAAAAGAAGAAGAAGCAUCCACUCGUUAUGAGUAUGUUAAGACUGUUUUCCUUUGUGCCUUCACUGAUAGUUUUUUGAGUUUAAUGAGUUGCCGGUUUUAUUAAUUUUGGAUUAUUCUUUUUUAUGCUUUUCACAAUGAUAUCUUUUGAUGUUUUAUGCACAAUAUGGAUUUGAUUUCACUGUAUGUAUUUUUUUAAUGGUUGUAAUCUACUUUGAGGGGUUUUUUUUGGAUGGGUAAACUGGUAUAUACAUUCUUAAAAUAAUAAAUAAAUACAUUUGGAGAACAAAAGUAUGCAAUGGUAUUUUCCUACAUUACGUACAUACUGAAGGGCAAGGUGUGGAGCAACUCCAUUAGAAACUCUAGUAUUGGGCCUUUCUCCUACAGCAGCAUGCUGGCUUUGAGGCCUGCCAGAGCUCCCCACAUAUACUUCAAGGAACACAUGUUCACUUCAACUAGACGUCCUUCUGUGCCUUAUACCAGCCUUCUCCAACCUGGUGCCCUCCAGAGGUGGGGGGCUGCAAUUCCCAUGAUUCCUAGCCAGCAUGCUAGAUGGAAAUGAUGGGUGUUGCAGUCCCAUAGCUCUGGAGCGUUCCAUGUUGGGGAAAGCCGCCUUACGCCAGUUCAGCAACCAUCUCCAACGAAGCAGUUAUUCCCACCAAAAGCUGCUGAAGUAUGCACUAGGCAGGAGGCUGUUUCUGAAUGUUUCACUGUGAGGCACCCAGUGGCUUCUCCUGGAAAUGAUUGAUUAGACAGGUAUGCAUGAGAAUUUAAUUUCUAUUCGCAAAUCAUGCAAAUAUGUCCCGUUUGCGGAUGUGAGCAGGAGUGUGCUUUAGAGAUGCUUGCAAAUUCCCAAAUUUGCACUCGUGGUAAAACCCCCCCCAUAUUUUAAAAGAAUGCUCUCUUUGAAAUGCGCAUUUUAAAAUGCAUUUCCAUGCUUUGCUCAUGGGGGAGGGAAGUGUGCUGCGCACUUUUGAAAAAUAUUCACAGAACUUUUCCCUUUCAAAGGACACGGAAAACAACUCGAAAACAAAAACUGGAGCAAGCCAAAACAAACUCCGAAGUGAUUUUCCAAGCUCGAAAAUCGCUGCUUCUCCCAGACCAUUACUUUAGUGCUUGACUUACAAGAAGUAGUUGGGAGUCAACCACUAAAGUGGCAUCUGUGAAAGGGAGAGGGUUGAACUGGCCUCUGAUGGAAC